Molecule: messenger RNA, 3046 nt
Organism: Salmo salar (Atlantic salmon)
Lineage: Eukaryota; Metazoa; Chordata; Actinopteri; Salmoniformes; Salmonidae
Source: RefSeq, a predicted model, not a curated record
AUGAGGCUCUCUCCGACUCCUGCUCUGGAUCCAAGUCUGGCUGGUAGUCUGGUUCUACUACAUCUAGCUGUGGUGGCUGGUGGGCUUGCCUUGCUCUCAUCUGCCUCUGCCUCUGGGCUGGAGUCUGUCAGAUGCAGGCUCCAAGGCACCCCUCGUCCUCCGGCGUUCUCCCAGCACGGGGACUUUGUCAUCGGGGGUGUUUUCUCCAUGCACUACAACAUGCACACUGUGGAUCACAGCUACACCAGCAUGCCUGAGCCCCUGCAGUGCACAGGGAGUAUGGAUUCCCGUGAGUUGCGCUUCUCGCGCGCCCUGGUCUUCGCUGUUGAGGAGAUUAACAACAGUUCAUACCUUCUACCGGGUGUCACGCUUGGUUAUCAAGUGCACGACUCCUGCUCCUCGGUCCCGAUGGCCGUGAAAGUGGCCUUCCAGCUGGCUAACGGCAUGGACCCCAUGUUUGAUACCGGAGAACAGUGCUCUGGUUCGGCUACAGUGACAGCUAUUGUUGGCGAGUCUGCCUCGACGCCUACCAUCAGCAUGUUGCGCAUCAUCGGCCAAUUCGGCAUUCCUCAGGUGAGCCACUCUUCCACCUGUGCGUGUCUGAGUGAUAAGAAACAGUAUCCAACCUUCUUCAGAACCAUCCCCAGUGACCAGUUCCAGGCUGCCGCUCUGGCCCACCUCAUCAGGCACUUCGGCUGGACCUGGAUUGGGGCGGUCCGUUCCGACUCUGACUACGGUAAUAACGGGAUGGCGGCUUUCCUACAGGCAGCACAAGAGGAAGGCAUCUGUGUGGAGUAUUCUGAAGCCUUCUCCCGUACCAACCCACUCAGCAGAGUGCAACGGGUGGCCGACGUGAUCCGCAGCUCCACAGCAAGGGUGGUGGUUGCAUUCGUAGCCUCUGGGGACAUGAGAAUCCUGCUGGAGGAGAUGGAUCGCCUGCCCUCUCCGCCACGCCAGUGGAUCGGGAGCGAGACCUGGGUCACUGACCCAGAUAUGCUGCGCUUCGGCCUGUGUGCUGGGGCCAUCGGAUUUGGCAUCCAACGCUCUGUCAUCCCCGGCCUCAGGGACUUCCUCCUGGACCUCUCCCCACAGAAGGUGUCCAAUUCUCCCCUGCUCACUGAGUUCUGGGAGGGAGCCUUUGGCUGUAGACUGGGGAUAGGUGUUGGGGUUGAGGAGAAGGUGUGUGAUGGCAGUGAGGAUAUACAGCAGCUACAGGUUCCCUACACAGAUACAUCCCAGCUACGUGUCACUAACAUGGUGUAUAAAGCUGUUUACGCCAUAGCACACGCCAUCCACAGCAUUGCUUGCGAAGAGAGAGAAAACUCCACUGUGAACUGUGACAUAAACCUUCAUGUGAAGCCAACACAGGUCCUGGAGAGAUUGAGGAGGGUGAACUUCUCUCGUAAUGGGUACCAGGUGUCUUUCGAUGCCAACGGGGACCCAGUGGCCACCUAUGAGCUGGUCAACUGGCAGAGACGGGAGAGUGGGAAGAUGGAGUUUGUGACAGUGGGGCUCUAUAAUGCGUCCCUGCCUCCUGACCAGAGGCUUGACAUCGAGAAGGAAAUCACCUGGGUAAAGAACAGUACACAAAUACCUGUGUCAGUGUGCAGUGAGAGCUGUCCCCCAGGCACUCGUAAGGCUGUACAGAAGGGAAAGCCUGUAUGCUGUUAUGACUGUAUCCAAUGUGCAGAGGGAGAGAUCAGUAAUAAAACAGAUUCUUCAGACUGUCUGAUCUGUCCCGAGGAGUACUGGCCCAACGCUGAGAGAGACCGCUGUAUCCUUAAGCCUGUGGAGUUCCUGUCCUUCCACGAGGUCCUCGGAAUCAUCCUGACCGCCUGCUCUGUGGGCGGGUCUUGUCUGGCCAUCGCCACGGCAACUGUCUUCUACCGCCACCGAACUUCAGCCAUCGUCAGGGCAAACAACUCUGAGCUGAGCUUCCUGCUGCUCUUCUCCUUGGCUCUGUGUUUUCUGUGUUCUCUUACUUUCAUUGGCCGGCCCUCUGAAUGGUCCUGUAUGCUGCGUCACACAGCGUUUGGGAUCACCUUCGUCCUCUGCAUCUCUUGUGUUCUGGGGAAAACAAUAGUGGUGUUGAUGGCCUUCAGGGCUACGCUUCCAGGCAGUAAUGUCAUGAAAUGGUUUGGUCCUCCACAGCAGAGAUUGACUGUAGUGUCCUUCACGUUUGUCCAGGCUUUGAUAUGCACUCUGUGGUUGGUCCUGUCCCCUCCCUUCCCCAUUAAAAACCUCACUACCUACAAGGAAAAGAUCAUUCUAGAGUGUGAUGUGGGUUCAGCUAUUGGUUUCUGGGCUGUGUUGGGGUAUAUAGGACUCCUGUCUCUCUUAUGCUUUGUGCUGGCUUUUCUGGCUAGGAAGCUGCCUGAUAACUUCAAUGAGGCCGAAUUCAUCACCUUCAGCAUGCUCAUAUUCUGUGCAGUCUGGAUCACCUUUAUCCCAGCUUAUGUCAGCUCUCCUGGGAAGUUCACUGUAGCUGUGGAGAUCUUUGCCAUCAUCACCUCUAGCUUUGGGUUGUUCUUUCUAUUAUUUGUUCCUAAAUGCUUUAUUAUUCUGUUCAGGCCGGAGAAGAACACUAAGAAACACCUUAUGGUGAAGACAUCCAAUGAUAUACGUUAUUAAGAAAUGAUUGAGGGGAAAAACAUUGUAACGUUCAGUUAUAUGGUUUAUUAUACAGUUAGGUAGGACUAGUCUGACAGAGAUGACCAACAAUUUAGCAGCUAAUCAUUGGUAACAUUGUAAUUAGUAACAUGACACAGGUUCACUUUAGAUAUUCCAAUGUUAUGAGACAUUGUUCAAAUCUACAGUUUUUAAAUCUAAUUUGACCUGCUAAAUGAUGUGAUUAGCAGUAGCCUACAGAGUGGAACCACUUCCAUGUUGUUUGGAGAAAAGCUUUAAUCCUAUGAAUUGAUAUAACAUUGACGUGUGUCAUGACGUUGGCCUGUGGGUAAGGUUUAUGACCCCCCCAUAAAUACCUUUCCCCCUUCCCCUCUCUUACUGACCCUACUGAAGGACUGCUGUCCUGUUAAAUAUAGAG